AUGCCUGCUCACCACAACGCCCCAGCCUCAACUGGCUCCAAGAGUCUGACUUUCCAAGCAGCAUAUACUACUGAAACGUCUACCGGUCGACGACGCGAAAAGUUCAAUUGCCUCACUUCCGGUGUUGAUGAGGCUGAUCUUCGUGAAGCCACAGCAGAACUUCGAGGAUGGUUUGACCAUACCGUGACGACCGACUCCGAUGCCAAUACCAUAUAUCACGGUCAUAUCACUUGUGGCACUUCCGAACCUAGCGCAGCUCAAAGCGCUAUACAAACGAUCCUUACCACGGCUGCUUGGAAACAUAACGAAGAUAAUUCAGGCUGUAAAUACCAGUUCUUCACUGGGUGA
Molecule: messenger RNA, 348 nt
Organism: Kwoniella mangroviensis CBS 8507
Lineage: Eukaryota; Fungi; Basidiomycota; Tremellomycetes; Tremellales; Cryptococcaceae
Exons: 1
Coding region: 1-348 (115 amino acids)
Source: RefSeq, a predicted model, not a curated record